Messenger RNA from Callorhinchus milii (elephant shark), 3931 nucleotides. Its product is annotated as cation channel sperm-associated protein subunit gamma. The record is from RefSeq and is a predicted model, not a curated record. Gene Ontology annotation, cellular component: motile cilium; sperm principal piece; CatSper complex. Lineage: Eukaryota; Metazoa; Chordata; Chondrichthyes; Chimaeriformes; Callorhinchidae. The transcript has 31 exons. The coding region runs from base 89 to 3571 and encodes 1160 amino acids.
ACAGAGGGCGGGCGCCGCGCGCUGGCGGGUGAGGGAACGUCAGGGAGUGUGUGAGGCGCGGGGCGAGUGUGAGCUGUAGGGGAUCCAGAUGCUGCCCUCGGCGCCGUGCUUCGUGCUCCUGGCGCUGCUCUCGCGCCGUCCCGCGGGGGCGGACGUUCAUUGCAAGUGGAACGUGGACAUCAAGAUCUUCCAGGACGCGAACGUCAUGACGAACAUCAUCCAGGAGCAAUGGCCGGUGGCCGACCUCCACGAUCUGAUUCAGAAUUUGACCGAUCAGGAAAUCGAUCCUCUUCAGAAGUAUGGGAACUAUCUUGCUUUCCCUUACUACCUUCAAAUUGAUCUCGACUGUGGAACAAAGAAAAACAGCAUGCUAUUUCGGCGAUCAGCGCACUUUCAAGGAAUGAAACCGUUCGUCACAAUAACGUUUCAGAAACCUGUCCACGCAGUUUUUGAAAAGCCGGAUUUUCUGGAGCUUCAAAUGACAGCCAUACCACUGGCUACUAACACUAAAAAUUGCAAGAGCGAAAUUUGUGACAUAGCCUGGUACCUUCCUCUGCCAUAUAGGAACGGGUCUGUGAGAUCUGAAGCGCACAUCAGAACCAAUGGAAUUGGCUUUCACAUACCGGACCGAAAGUUACUUUUAAACAUUGAUGGAUACGCAAAGGACACAACUGCAGGAUCCAAUGGGAAGCUUGAAGUCCACGAACAUAUCAUUGGACGCCAACUGAAAGACAUUUCAGACAUGCUAUUAUAUCCCGUAUAUCCUCAACCUCUGUGGUUUGUGAACGACGUUACUCCUGUCCUCAUUUUGGGAGGAAUGUGGGACCAGAAAAUCAUCCUUUUAUCUACCACGGAGUUUGAUACAUUUACUGCAGUGGAGGUGGCCGUUGACAGCUGUUGGCUCAGUAGACUCUCCUGCCCCGAAGGUGAUUACUCAGCCACCAUACAUGACGCUAUUGCCAUGGAGAGUAUGCUAUUUUUUCGUCAGAAUCAGCUGAUGUAUUAUUUCAGAGGAAAUUACAGCUUGCUACCACUGGUGUCUGGUGGAUCAGAGCGUUGGGUACGUGUGAUGAGCAACAUUUGUGUGGGCAGACUGAUCCCAGUGUUCCAUUCACAGGAUAUCGAAGAGAAGAUUUUCAUCAUUGGAAGUGGUCAACAUAAAGCUUAUCUCUUUCUGGGCACCAUCAAAGAUGGAGAGUUGACAAUCACUACUGUGACAGAAACUCGAAAGAUAUGUCGACACAUAAAAAGAGAUUGCAGUAUAAUUUGGGCAUCGUUGGAUAAUCUCAAUGACAUUAUUGUGAUAUUGGUGGAAGGUGUAUCAUUUGUCAAGCAAGGGAUAUUAUACUACCUGAUGCAUUAUUCUUUAAAAACAAAACGGUGCAAGCUUCACUUUAUACUUCCUCAAUUUGUACCCAAAGAGCAGCGUAGCUUUGUGAUAAUACUCGGUAUUGAAGAAUAUACAGACUAUCCUCUGGUUGCAAAAGGAAUUGCAGUCAAUGCAGAGAGCUCAAUGUCCUUCUUAUGGGGAAACUUUUUAUUCACCAGUUACAAUGGCAUCAACUGGCUGGCGAUCCCAAAUAUUCCUCCGACUACCGUUAUUGAUUACUUUGUUUCUUCUUGGAAGGGAGAUUUUGUCUUUGUCGCUGACGGGAAAGAGGUGUGGUACGGCGUGGAAGGUAGCCCAGAGGUCAUCCGCUUGCGUCCUUCGACCAGUUGGAAUUUGUAUUUGAGUCUACAGAUGUUAAAUAAGCAUCAUAGUUACUCCACUUCGGAGAGUAUGUUAUCCAUCUUUUUUGACAGGAAUAAGGAAUUACAGGAGUUGGUCCGUGUGCAGUACUUUAAUGGCACCAAAAUCUUCAAACGGAGAUUUCCACUUAAUGAAAUAUUAUCCCAUGCAAGUUUCUCUACACUGUUCUUCUCCAAAGAAACUUCUGGGAAGAAGAAUUACAUUGAGUUUAUCCAGCGUUGUCCUUUCACAUCAAUGAAGUUCAAAAACUUGUAUAAUCUGCAGAAAUUUAAUCGGAUGCAACACUACAGAACCCAGCCACCUUGGACCUUCUCCGAACUAGGGCUGUACAACGAGUUGGCGCUUCAAACUUAUCAGGGAUUGAUUUACCAGAUACUCUGGCUGCAUUCUACCUUUUAUAGAUCUUACGCAGAUCAAAUACAUGACCCAACCUGGCGCUGGUGGAGAAAUCAAUUGCAGAAUGAGUAUUAUUACUUCUAUAUGGCCAGUAACAAGCUUACGGAUUAUGGAUUCCACGUGGAGACAUUUGAUUACCAGAAGGUGUAUGAUCUAAAGCCUUAUGGGAGCCUCCCUCACUCUGUAUACCUGGACAUGAAUGCCUCGUAUGAGUUUUCUGUCUACUUUUCUUUGAAAAGCACCAAUAUUCUUCUGGAGAAGUAUAUGAACGAGGUGUGGCUGAUAGCACUGACUUCCAACCCCAAAUACAUUCAUAUCUCUUUAGUCAGACAAGAGGAAUUCCAUCGAGACACUCUGGUGUACCAGGUCAAGGUACAAGAUCGUUCUCUGUACGUAGGUCAGAAUCUGCCGGGUGAAAACUUAAAAUCGAUCUCCGUUAUAUUCAAGGUGGUGAAUUCUGAACUCUCCUGCUUUCAUGAAUUGGGCGGAACUUUGUUGAAUCAGGGCAAAAAUUCAAUGAAAAUAUUCAUAGGCUGCCCACCUGGUAAACGGCUCGCAUUCGAUAUUUUCCAAACAAUAAAAUACAUGACUCAAAAAAACACCCAAUUCUUUGACUGUAUUUAUCCUAAAGUGGAUAUGCCGUGCUUCUACUAUGAAUACGUAUUUCAUCCUUUUUUCUUGACUCAAGAUUUGGUAACGGGAGAAUCUGAUCGGUUUAAGGGCAGCUACACUUUCAAAAUAAUUGGAGGCGGCCCAUAUAAUGUGGAAAAUAUUCGAUAUUUUUACCAGGAUGAGAUCAUGAACUAUAACUCCAUACUCUUCAGAAAGGAGUAUGCAGCCAUCUGGAAACCCUUUCGAGCUAAAUCAACUGACAAAUACACUGAUGACGGGUUCUAUAUCUUCAACGGCAAUUCCACCCAAGGAAUCGUGUGGAUCUGUGAGAGAUACUCGCCAUGCGCCAAUGUCCUAGGAGGCUUUCACAGUCCCGAGUACAUCCUGAUCAUCGAAGUGUCCAACAGGGGAAUAGAUGAAAGUACCUACUGUGAUUAUCGCCUGGAGUUCCUGCUCCACCUACAUGGAUUACCACUCGGCCCUUUCCUAGGACUCCAUUACAUGCUGAUUACGUUGGCAGUCAUUUGGUGUAUUCUGCUGAUAUUCAUAAUUUUCCGCUGCUUUCAAAUCUGGUUUGGAGAACGGAUCAAAAAGUCAAUAGCAAAGAUCGAUCCAAGAAUCGUGCCCACCACAGAGUCAGAUAUCUUAUAUGUUCACCCAACCUUGAAUGGCUUCCAAGGGGACGAUUCCUCCACCUCCUCAACCACCACUGAACACAACUCGGGCUUAUCGAAAUCAGGCUCCAAAACAGGCUCCCCAUUUACUCAUUACCGACUUAAAACAAACCCUAACAGCCGGAAAGAGUCAGUUUGAGAGUGUGGAUCCGUUCCUAGAAGCUGCCUCAGGUAGGAGGGAAAUGGAGAGCGAACAGCAGCUAACGGACACCAGGAGAGACAGACAGCACAGGGCACAGAAACAGGAUUCCAAAACCUUAGAAAUCAAGGUGCUGAGGAGACUGUCUCCUUAAACUCCCAUUAAGGCUUCGCAUUUUAUUCUAUCCUUCUCACCGAGGAUUUAAGAAUCUCCUGUGAGUGUUUGAUCUCUGGGUCAAUUCAUUUAGUGAGAAGCUCCAAGGCUGCCUGUGUUUGUUUGUCAUUGACCUUGUGUCUGAUUCACCCCAAGGGCUGCUGUAUUGUGUUUCACCUUCCACUUUAUUAAAAAUUAGUUAUGUUU